UUAGACAGCAGGUAUCAAGUGAGGGCUAUAGAACAUUAUGAAACCAAAAUUUCAGGUGGCCACCAGCUUAAGGAUUACCCUUCACUAGCACCCUGCAUUGAAACUCCUUGUGCGUCCAUUAAUACACACCUAUUAUUAUGUAAUAAUGCUUAUUGUUCCAAAGCUUCUGUCAUCCCACGGUCAAAAUAUAUUCCCAAUGUUGUCCGAGGGCAUUUCAAUGAUUAUCUGGAUGAAACUCGAGAUGGAUAUUUAAGGCACGAAAGUAAAUCAAUUGUUGAUGAAGAAUCCAUGAAUGAUGGAACUUUAAAACUUCAAUCUGCCGCAAAAUUUGACCAGAAGCAACAAGCUUUACGCAAAUCCUGUGCAACUUUAAAAUCGAUCCCAAAAAUAUUUCUCCAUAAAGAUUUUUCGAUGAUGAUUCCGACAACGUUUGCGUCAGUGCUUACCUCGCAAGACGCAACAAACUCGAGAAAAGAAAGUUCGUCAUCGAAAUUGUUGCAGGAAAAGUUGAGUCAUUACCUUGAUAUGGUUGAGGUGGCAAUCGCGCGACAAAUAUCUGUCCAAUCAGAAGCUUUCUUUAAAGCAAUGUCCUUCCAUGAAAAACUUCACGAAUAUCUCAAUUCAACGCUGGUGAAAACGCAACAACUUUUAUUGAAAACUCAACAAAUACGUUCGGCCAUUGUUACUUGCUCGCUAAGGGUUGUCCAACUACACAGAGAACGAAUGAACUCGGCAGACUUACUUACCAAACUCCACCUAAUGGUGACAGUCCAUCAAACGCAACCUACAAUACAACUUUUAUUAUCGACGAACGAAUACGCUGGUUCCCUCGACCUUAUAAGGACAACCCAGGAUGUUUUGCAGCAGGAACUAAACGGAAUCCAAUGUUUCAGACACCUUGGAUGUCAGCUGACCGAGAUGGAGCGUGUGAUUGGUCAAAUGAUGAAGCAGGAGAUGGAGGAUUGUUUCAGAAUUGAGAUAAAUCGACCAAUGAGUGACGGUCAUAUGUGCUCGCAACCCCAUCGUGUGACAGCUGUUACGCUUGGGUUGUUACGACUCGGACAUUUUGAUUUCAUUGAUAGUUACAGGGAGGAAAUUGAAUCAAGUGUUAAACGAAUCAUCAAAGAUAUCGUUUGUGAUGCGGUAAACCAGCAUUGUGACGUCAUCAUGGAGCAUGAGACCUUGGCUGCCAAGAUGAGAAUGUUGGAUUUUAAAUCUUGGGUUGAAAUGUUGGAUUGUGUGUUCGACGCAUUGAUUGUAUUUGUAAGACGAAUGAAAACCUUUAUUGAGUUGGUGAGUGAGGUUGGUUUAGCGUCCGUUGAGCGAGGAGAUACGUAUCGUAGUUCGCGUCGGAAACAUAAAGUGGAACCUCGUGUUGUGGAUGUUUCAACCAACCACGUUGAAUAUGAUGAUUCGAACAACCUUUUCAUUGGAGAAUCCAUGGAUGACCUCGCAAGUUACGAGGAUGAAUUGGUGGCAACUGCCGCACAUUGUUACGUCACAGAAGAUGAUCAACAAUCAUCACAAAGUUCUGAACAGAAUGAAGCCGAAACUACAUCGAAUUGUUCGGAGGAAACGAUUUCAAGCGAGGAUUUUGAGAAAUUGUCGAAAGUUUUGCGUUCGACGCUGUGUUGGGUGGUGGGGUUCCAACAUGACAGAUGCGUCAAAAUCCUCCUUGCGAAAGGAAAAGAUAAUUCACUUGAUAAACUUAAGUCGAGUGAAUUCCUGGUUCUCGCGAAGUCGGUCAAGCGUUACACGAACGAGGCCGAUGCGCUCAUCGCUACUUCGUGUGGAGAUAAUGGCAUUAACGGGCCACUAGGAGGGGCAAUACAAAGUCAAGCUUCAAGGUUUAUUUCAAGGUUUCAUGACGAGAGGAAAAAUAAACUUUCGUUAAUAUUGGAUAAUGAAGUGUGGAAGCAGGCCGAGGUUCCGCCCGAACUUUCACUUUUGCUUCAAAACUUGGUUGACGGGAAGUUAUCGUCGAGUGAGAAUGAGGUGACAAGGUCCGAGGAUCCAACGUCGAGUAAAAGUUGUGAGCUGUUGGUUUUGGACGGACGAAGAUUUGCCGUGGUUGGUACCGUGCUUAUGUUGAUGAAGAUGGUGUCGGAGUAUUGUAGAUGUUGCGAUGACCUCCCAAUGUCGGCAACGGAUUUGGUUCAUCGACUUCGUGACCUCUUGACCUUCUUUAACUCUCGGACAUGCCAGCUGGUGUUGGGCGCUGGAGCGUUACAGCUCGUUGGGUUGAAAACAAUCACCACCAAACACCUCUCGCUUGCUUCACAAUGUUUAGAGCUUGUUCUAUAUUGCUUGCCUUCAAUACGAACACAUUUCGAAUCACAACUCAUGAAAGUUCAUCACGUGAAUGAUGAUCAUAUGAAACAUAAAGCUGUGUUGCGACAUUUUGAUCAUGUGACGAGGAUAUACCAGGAACAUAUCAUGGAGAUUGAAAACAAAUUGUUAGCAAUUGUUGAAAACGUUGUGACGCGAAACAUUAAGAAAUGGGAAGUGAAGGCACCCGUCCCAUCUUCUACAAUGAGAAACAUUUGUAAACAAAUUUGUAAAUUCCAUGAAACGAUUAGAGUUUUACUACCAGAGAAACAAACAAAGGGGAUUCUUAUUCGAUUAAACAAAGAAUUUAAACGACAAAUCCACGAUUCACUUACACAAUGGAAUAUACGUAACGAUGGAGGCCCACAACAUGGGUUAGUUGCGGCGGAUCUUAAGUAUUAUGAACUGUCAAUCAAGGGGCUUCCUGGGAUCGAAAAUGUCGAACUUUUACUUCAAACUGUGUGGGACGCCGUCUAGUGGUCAUUGUGCAAUAUUUCAAUAAAUUAUAACCUCGUGCUCCCUGUCGAGUUA
Molecule: messenger RNA, 2859 nt
Organism: Ciona intestinalis (vase tunicate)
Lineage: Eukaryota; Metazoa; Chordata; Ascidiacea; Phlebobranchia; Cionidae
Source: RefSeq, a predicted model, not a curated record